Topomyia yanbarensis is the source of this 1590-nucleotide messenger RNA. RefSeq lists its product as uncharacterized. NCBI's taxonomy places the organism in Eukaryota, Metazoa, Arthropoda, Insecta, Diptera, Culicidae. The transcript is spliced from 3 exons. Bases 534 to 1394 code for a protein of 286 amino acids. The record is from RefSeq and is a predicted model, not a curated record.
AGUUACCGAAAAGGAACUAAUUCAGUCACCUUCACACACCUGUCGCGUUACAUACCCGCGUACAAACGCGCCACUUCGGUACAAACAAAGACUGUUCCAGUGACUACAGUUUUCCUCUUUCUCCGUGUCCAUCCAUAGUUAUAGAACAAAUGAAAUUGCAGCCAAUAGAUAAAUCGAUACAUCAGCUAGCCGUCCGGUAGUCUAAUGACCCUCUUGAAACCCUAGCUUGGAUGGAUCACUGGUGCAUAAGCGUAAGCUCUCAAUUCAAUAUUCCCACAACAAUUGAACGUGAGAUGCACGAGACAUGAGUUACAUAGCGUGAGACGUCACCCCACCCAACCACCGGCUGCUAUUUGAAUUAGUUGCAGUAGGUUUUGCUGGAUACGAGCCGUUGUGUCAUGGUGCGGGUGCUACUUUGGUUAUCGAUAGUAAUCAAGAGUGAAAUGCGGCUGGUGCAUCGAAAAAUAGAAAAUUCAGUGAGCAUACGAACAUGAAACGAAGUACCUACAAAGUGCAGUUGUUGGGAUGCGCAUAUGAUAUUGGAACUUCGGGAACAAAUUUUUGAUUAUACGGUUUGGAAAAGUUUACAAAUUCUACUUCUUGGUCUGUCAAAAGCCGACCAACGCACCAGCAUGGAAGUGACGCUGUCGGAAAAUGAGGAAAACGCCCUAACCCUGUUCGAGGAGUUGGAAAGAACGGACAUCAAUACCGUAAACUUAAACGUUGACUGCUGUUGUGGUUUACUGCGGACAUCACCCUUCCACCAAGCCAAAUCAAAGUCAUGCUCCCGGGAGCGGAUACGAACCGAUUCCGGAGUAUCCAGUGAUGACGAGAAACACGUCGAUAGUUAUUCGCAUACCUCAGAGCACAACAUAGACUGCCACGGCUGCAAGCCCAGUGAAGCGCCGGGGCACAGUAGUGACCCUGUAGCGCACAAUCCGUCCCGGUCACAUCGGCGAAAUGAAAGAUACAGAAAUUUUGGCAUGAUGGAAUCGAACGUUCUAAACAGUUUUCAGGUUCAAAAUUACAGACGGAAAACUGGAAGUGGUUACGAUUCUGCCAACUCGUCUGGACAAACCAGCUACAGUUCUACUGCGUCCAGUAUGAUCGAAGACAUUUCGGAUAAAAUCGAAGAGAUUGGAAAACUGGACACAAACAUUCACUCGCUUAUGUUCAAGUCAGUUGAGGUGCAUAAUGACAUUUUGUCCCUUGAAGCAACAACGAACCGCCUUUUGGCAGACAACCGUAAGUUUUGUGAUGAGCUCGAUGACGUCCGUUAUUUGGACGAUCUGAUUACGACUUUAAACGGCGACAUCGGUCCCGUGAUACACCGCGAAUGGCCAUACGAAAUUCUGUUCGACACACCAAUAGAGGAAGGAACGGCAGUUACGUGAUCCAGUUGAUGUGUGCAGAUUAUGUUCGAAGUGCAAAACAACCUUGCUGAUAAGCGAUUAUUGGAAAACAUGGAGGCAAUAUAGUGUUACCAAUUUCAUGUCCACAUAUAGUGGCAAUCUGCAGGAGCCAAAGAAUUUUAGCAGUCGAGACAACGAAACGCGACUACAAUAAAGCAAUAUUGUACAGAAAAAUUAA